CAGUAGUAUCUUCCUACACCUCACCUGAAACUUCAUCUUCUGACAUCAUGUGUUGCAACUACUAUGGAAACUGCUGUGGAGGCCGUGGCUAUCGCCAUGGCUGUGGAUAUGGCUCUGGCUAUGGUUAUGGCUGUGGAUUCAGCUCUGGUUGUGGCUCCAAGAAUGGCUCUGGCUCUGGCUCUGGCUGCAGAUACAGCUCUGGCUGUGGCUAUGGCUGUCGAUACAGCUCUGGCUGUGGCUAUGGCUGUCGAUACAGCUCUGGCUGUGGAUACAACACCGGCUGUGGAUUUAGGACUGGACAUGGAUAUGGUUGUGGAUACAGCUCCUGCUGUGGCUGUGGCUGUGGCUCCAGUGGCCAUGGCUACAGACCAUCUUGCUACAGGAGAUGCUGUACCUCUUGCUGCUAAUCAUCAUGAAGAAUUAUCCUUUGCCUUUCAAACGACCACCCCAAUGCCAAGUACAAUUGAUAUCCCCCCACAUUUAUAACAAAGUAGGUUGAUUACAUUAUUCCAGACACCUGAAUUAGUGUCAAAAUAUCUGUUUGCUCUUGAUUUGGACUGAGGAGUUUCUCAAAUCAUUGAAGAUUUAUUUGAUCAUUUUAAAAUGUAAAUUUUAUAUCUGUGUCUCUGUUCUGUAGUUAUCUAUAGAAACAUAGCAUAAUUAUGUAAUUGUUUCAGUCUUUUAAUAAAAGACAAUAUUUGCUUUGAA
Molecule: messenger RNA, 708 nt
Organism: Oryctolagus cuniculus (rabbit)
Lineage: Eukaryota; Metazoa; Chordata; Mammalia; Lagomorpha; Leporidae
Source: RefSeq, a predicted model, not a curated record